Molecule: messenger RNA, 1308 nt
Organism: Brugia malayi
Lineage: Eukaryota; Metazoa; Nematoda; Chromadorea; Rhabditida; Onchocercidae
Gene: Bma-nas-13
Exons: 9
Coding region: 1-1308 (435 amino acids)
Biological process (GO): proteolysis
Molecular function (GO): metalloendopeptidase activity; zinc ion binding
Source: RefSeq, a predicted model, not a curated record
AUGUCAAAGGUAAUUCAGACGGAAGACGGACAGUUGACAUGGAAGUCGGAUGAAGAAUACGACGACAGUGAACAAGACUACGACACUGUACAAGACGACACGGAAGCCAUGUACCGUGAAGAUCUCUUUGAAGGCGAUAUUGUGCUUACCAGUAAUGGCGCUACCAUAUUUAAUCGUGGUGUAUCAAUGACUGGACACAGUGUUGGUUGUAAAGGUCGAAACAACUUUUCUAUUCCUCAGCUUGAGAUGAAUGCAGUGCAGCACAAUGCAGUAAGGCAAAAAACAUUGCUAUGGCGAAACGGACGAGUACCAUACGUUAUCUCUUCCGUAUAUGCUAAUAUCAGCAAACUUAUAAUUUUGGAAGCGUUUAAAGAAUAUCGACAUCUGACAUGUAUACGAUUUGUCCCUAAACGACGAUUCGAUUCCGAUUACAUUUACAUUGCGCCUUAUGAUGGUUGUUACUCAAUGGUUGGGAAUAAUGGGGGUAGACAAACAGUAAGUUUGGGUGACGGGUGCUUAAAGAAAGGGAUAGUAAUUCAUGAACUGAUGCAUGUAAUCGGCUUUUUUCACGAACAAAAUCGCGCUGAUCGAGAUUUAUAUGUAGAUAUUCUGUGGGAAAACGUAAAGCCAGCUCUUUCUGAACAAUUUGACAAAUACUCAGCUACCAUAAUCGAUGAUUUGGGCUCACCAUAUGAUUAUGAUUCCGUGACGCACUAUUCCGCAAAUGCAUUUAGCAAAAAUGGUAAACCAACCAUAAUACCAAAAUCUAUGAACAAAGUAUCUAGGAUUGGUCAACGACGUGGUCUUUCUUUUCUUGAUAUUUGGAAAAUUAACAAAUUAUAUGAUUGCAUUAAACGAGCUACGACUUCUGCUUCAAAUGCAGAAAACGGAAAGGAACACAAAGAACUGGAAGUAUCUGGUACGAUUAUAGGAGAAUUUCCUACAACUAUAAGGACUGCAACUAUUUCUUCCACAUCAUCAGCUAAUAAUACCAAAACAAGAACAAAAGAUGUCGAAGAACUCAAAAUUAAUUUAAAUCUUUCAACGUCUUCAACACUAUCGCCACCACUUAUGUCAGCUUCUGUGAACAGUUCAUCAAGUCGAUUUCCUGAAGUAAAGAACAGUGUGUCAAGACCUGCUAUAUCCACUGUUGCUAUUCCUGCAACCAAAACAAACUUCACACUUCACAAAAUGCAUCAUUGCAAUGAUCGUCACCCAUAUUGUCAAAUAUUAAGAACCAGCGACUUUUGCACCAUUUAUCCUCGCUUCGUCCACGAUUAUUGUGCGCUCAGUUGCGGAAGGUGUUAA